AUGGAUCCCGCUCAUCCGGACUUGGCAGCUGCCAUAUCGCUGUCCGGAUUGAGCGUCGAGGGCUGGCCGCAGCCCAUGCCCGUCCCGGUGCAGCAGCACCAGCAUGCGCCAUUAUACCCUCUCCCGGACCAGCAUCCACCACCACAAGCUAGUGGGUUUGUGACGUCGGACCCCGGAUUCGUACAGAAUGGAUUCUUGUCGUCUCAUUACAUGCCGGCGGAGGGCGACGGGUUUGGUGUAGAUGUCCAGUUCCGCGACUUUGCCCACUUCCUGGACGGGAUGGGGCUGCCUGCAGAAUGGAGCCCUUACUUUCACACGGGUGGUUCUGGAGCGGACGGAGAGGGUGAGGAUGUGGAUGUGGAUGAUGACGUGGACGCUGAAUCCUGUCCGUCUGCCGAUAAUGCAAACGCCACAGUUGUGACCAGCCAGGUGCCAGUCAGGCCUGAUCUUCGGUUGGGAGCAAGGACGCCGUUUGCCACGUGGCUACCUUCCGCAUCUGCGGCCAACCGUAUGACUGCAACACUGCAGGAGCUUGCUCCUCGUCCCCUCAACGCCGAUGCCCACCCGCUCCGGGUAACGGAGGAGCAGCGGGCACAGCUUUCGACCUGCCUCGACGAUCUUGGCUCCGUCCUCCCAGAGCCGUCGUUCCGCAUGCCGUCCCGACAUGCGCUGACACGCUAUGUGACCUCAUUCUUUGAGGGGUUUCACAGCCACAUGCCCUUCAUCCACCUGCCUACCUGGCGCAUCCUCGACCAUCCCCUGGAGCUGAUACUCGGCAUCACCGCGGUGGGUUCUCAGUACUGCUUCGAGCACCGGGUGGCAGAGCGUCUCUUCUUUGCCGGCAAGGCGGUAGCAUUGCACAGGCUGCAGGUGCGGCGGGGGAGUGGUGCUCACUGGACCAGUGGUGGGAAAGAUGGCGGGGAGGGUGACGAUGAUGAUGACAGGACUGAGAUAAUCAGGGCCUUGGUCACGCUCAUGGGGUUCGCAACCUGGGAGCCCAAGGUGUCGUUGCUGCGUGAGGCGUUCAACCUCCAGACCGUCCUUGCUCAGCUGCUGCGGGAAAGCGGCAUCAGCCACGAUCCAGUCCAAGAUUUGUCCAGCACUCCUGCCACCGACAGCCCCGACGGCAUUGAUUCCGAGGACCAAGACAAAGCCUGGAGGGUAUGGGUAAAGCAAGAGUCCACUCGACGCAGCAAGCUUAUAUCCUUUUCUUUCCUGCACACCCACAGCAUCGCUUACGAAGUCUACCCGGUCCUUCGCAGCAACGAGAUUGGGCUGCGCCUACCAUGUAGCACGCCCGAGUGGAAAGCCCCAACCGCGGCAGCAUGGUGCCGAGUACGAGCAGAGGUGGUCAAGGAGCAGCUCUUUUUCCAAGAAGCGCUCAGCCAGCUCCUCCGUCACAGCGGCGCCAAUGUCAACAACACAAAUGUCAACAACACCAAUGUCAACAGCACCAAUGUGGGCUCCAGCUCGGGGGCGAGCACGCCGCCGCAGCCACUGGACCCGAUUCCCACCCCACUGGGGAACUAUCUCCUCCUGCACGGCCUGCUGCAGCGCAUCCACAUCCUCCGCGACCUCUCCCUCCCCGGCCUAUCCUCCUCGCCGUCUUCCUCCCUCCCGUCGGACGAGGUAGACAAGCUGGAGCGGGCGCUUCGAGCCUGGACUUGGGGCUGGCAGCAGGCGCCCGAGUCGUCUCUGGACCCGAACAACGACAACGGACCGAUACCGUUCACGUCGUCGGCGCUGGUGGGGCUGGCCUAUGCCCGCCUCCACUGCCACCUGGGACCGCACAGGCGGCUCGACACCCGAGACCCGGCCGUCGUGGCGGGGACCCUGAUGCGCUCUCCGCGCGUGGGCCGAGGCGACGGCGGCGUCAUAUCGGCGCUGCUGUACGCGGCGCACAUGCUGGGGAUCCCCGUGCGGCUGGGCGUCGACCGCGUCGCCCGCAGCCAGGCCUUUUUCUGGAGCGUGCGGCACAGCCUGGCCGGGCUCGAGUGCGCCGUGCUGCUGUCCAAGUGGCUGAGGAGCGUCGGGGAGGAUCUCAAGGGCGGCGGCGGCGGAGCUGUGUUGACGGACAGCGAGGAGAGGAUCGUGCACUGGGUCAGCACGAUUGUCGAGGAGGCGUAUGCCGUGGUUGAUUUUGAUGAUGACGGUGGAGGAGACCACGACCGCGGUAGAGGAGGGCCCGCUCCGAAAGACCCCGGCCAGCUGGGGCUGGACGUUUUGAGAAUAUGGGCACACUUCUUCAGGAGGAACGCGCAGUGGAAGUUUAUAAACUUUAUAGGACUGAGCUUGGAAAAGUAUAGGGAGCUCCUUGUACGGAGUAGUGGUCCUGUCGGUUGAAAUUGUUCAGAGUAUUACGAGCCUAUUAUCACCAUAGAUAAGUAUAAUAGCAUUUUGUGCAUGCAACCCCUCAAAAGCAGAGAAUCAAUUCUGUCAGGACAUAU
This is a messenger RNA of Pyricularia oryzae 70-15, 2447 nucleotides long. Its product is annotated as C2H2 type zinc finger domain-containing protein. Gene Ontology annotation, molecular function: RNA polymerase II cis-regulatory region sequence-specific DNA binding; zinc ion binding; DNA-binding transcription factor activity, RNA polymerase II-specific. Lineage: Eukaryota; Fungi; Ascomycota; Sordariomycetes; Magnaporthales; Pyriculariaceae. The transcript is spliced from 2 exons. Gene Ontology annotation, cellular component: chromatin. Gene Ontology annotation, biological process: regulation of transcription by RNA polymerase II; DNA-templated transcription. The record is from RefSeq and is a predicted model, not a curated record. Bases 1 to 2343 code for a protein of 780 amino acids.